This is a messenger RNA of Aspergillus vadensis CBS 113365, 1993 nucleotides long. RefSeq names its product RCC1 domain-containing protein. The record is from RefSeq and is a predicted model, not a curated record. The coding region runs from base 85 to 1815 and encodes 576 amino acids. Gene Ontology annotation, biological process: mitochondrial respiratory chain complex III assembly. Gene Ontology annotation, cellular component: mitochondrial inner membrane. The transcript has a single exon. NCBI's taxonomy places the organism in Eukaryota, Fungi, Ascomycota, Eurotiomycetes, Eurotiales, Aspergillaceae.
UCAAGAUCCGCUCGGGAAUAAACAAGAAUAUUGGAAUUUAACUUCAGUGUCGGCGUGCGAAACCAUUAAGCACUGCCAAACAUCAUGUGGACUCAUCGGGGGCGGCAAUCGGUGACCACCGUCGUCACCAACUCUUCACGUCGCCUUGUGAGAAACAACCGAUCUAUCGCCACGCCCUGGCGCAGAUCUUAUGCCAGCAGUAACAAGGGACCGGAGCCAUCGGCUAACUCGAACUGGCUCCGGAACUCUUUGGGCAUGGCGGGAGCAGGCACUGCUGCCGUUUUUAUUUACGAAUAUGCUACAUCCAACCGGAAUCAGAUUGAGAAGCCAGUGGAGAAGGUGAAAGACCUGGCUAAAUCCGCCGAGGAACUGAGCUCGCAGUACGUACAGCACAAGCGGAGUGUUAAGAGUCCCGGUGUUUAUGUCUGGGGCAAUAACGCCUAUCGUGUGGUUGAUCCGGAAUCCAAGGAGUCUGUGGUGAAGACUCCCCGGAAAUUUGCCUACUUUGAAGGUCAAGUGCUCAGAGACCUCAAGCUCGGAGAGAGGUCCGGAGCAGCCAUUACGGAGAACGGCGACCUGGUCCAAUGGGGCAAGGGCUAUUCAGAGACUGAAUUCAAGCCCACAAAGACUCUUACCGGCAAGAAUCUGGCUUCGUUGUGCAUGUCCAACGAUCGGAUCCUUGCAUUGUCCUCGGACGGCAAUGUCUAUUCACUACCCAUUGCCAAGGAGGACCAACUGGGUGGCCGCAAGACCAAGGAAGGGUCAUGGGUGCCUUUCCGCUCGGGAACAUCCAGUAUUAGCUACCGCUUGCUGCAGCCGACAUUGAAGCUGGGCGAGCGUGUAACCGCUCUCGCCAGCGGACUCGACCAUGCUCUACUCUUGACCAGCUCCGGCCGGGUGUUCUCCGUUGCGGCUUCUACUGAGAAUUACCCUUCCUUUGGACAGCUCGGUAUCCCCGGCUUGACCUGGGCUACUCGCCCCAAGGGACCGGUGGAUGCCCUUCACGAGAUUACUGCGCUCAAGGGUUCCAAGAUCGUCCAGAUUGCUGCGGGUGAUUACCACUCGCUCGCCCUUGACAAGGACGGCAAUGUGUUCGCUUUUGGCGACAACUCUUUUGGACAGUUGGCGAUGGAGUUCAACCCGUCCUCGCCUUUCUGCGACACCCCGACUCUGGUGCCCAUCAGGAACCUCUACCGCGGUCCCUGGUUGCCCAAGGCCACUCGGGUUGCGGCCGGAGGUGCCAACAGCUUCUUCACCGUGGAUGCGCAGCGCAUACUCAGCUCCAAGGAGGAUCCUGCCACCCUCCGUGACCUGGGACGCAUCACUGCCGAUACCUGGGCUUGCGGACGGGGCAUCUGGGGAGCUCUGGGUACCGGCAAAUGGACCCACGUACAGGAUUCACUCGCCAAGGUGAAGGCGCUGAGUGGUCUUUCCGAAUUCGACGAGAAGACCAACCGCCUGACGCCCAUCCGCAUCCAUGAUCUCUCAGUCGGCACGACCCACGUCUCCGCGGUCAUGAACAACAGCACCCAUGUGGAUUCAGCUCCCUCCAGCACCUUGAAUGAUACUCGUGACUGGGGAUACGAUGCGCUCUGGUGGGGAGGCAACGAGCACUUCCAGCUGGGCACAGGCAAGCGCAGUAACCUGUCCAAGCCGAACUACAUCCACGCCCCGCCGGAGGAUGCAGACGAGCAGCAGGAAGCACGCCUCCAGAUCAUGCCUCGCCAUAAGGGCAAGGUCGACCGUCGCACGGUGAGCAUGGAGCAGCGCGUGGUAUGUGGACGACACAUUUCUGCCAUCUAUUCUUCCGUAUAAUUUGACCCUCUUCUUUUCCAUGUAUAAUGAACCAUAAUUGGUGCUAUGACCAUGUAUAUUAGCUAUAUCUUCUGGGCGUGUUAUGAGGUGAUUGGGGUUGAAAAAGUCGUGAUCAGGGCAUGUAAUACCAACCUAUCAGCACACAGCUGGAAUCCAAUGCAAAUCUCAUACUCUUCAG